AGAAUAUUGUGUGUGAUCACUGUACAGUGGCUUGCGGAAUUUUCUUCCUUUUGAAUUUUUCUUGAUGUCGUGCUGUCGUAAUACAACUGCUUGCUUAAUUUGACUUUGACCGUUCUUUACCUGCUCCAAGAUUUGACGUUGUAAAGAAAAGGACGUUUGAGUGACCAAAACUCCGCUGUUCAGUCGGGUGAAUAACUGCGCCGAAACCCGAAUUGUCCUAUUCCAUUUCUUAACGAAAACCUCCUCCGCCAUGCUCAGCCUCAUGUGCUACGCUAACAGCGUGGACGUUCUGGACGACGGCGGGAUAGUGCGGUACGGACGCGUGGUGGACCUGGCGGACAACGGCCUCUUCGUCGAUCUGCUCUAUCCCCAUCAGCGACGCGAGUACUUCCCCUUCGAACGCCUCCUGCUCAACCCGGCCAGCUCCUUACUGGAGAGCCCAUGCCCUACCGAAUUCGCGCGCCUUCCCGUGGAAGUGCUGGUGCCGGCGAUGUCGGUGGGUGCGUUGGUGUGGCUGGCGGGGGAAGCGGUUAACUUGGGCGGCGGUCAGGCACUGGGACGGUACGACGGGGCCAUCGUCCACUGGGUGUGUCCAGACGGCGGAGGGCCCUGCACGGAUUUCCUUCCCCUUUCCCGCAUCCGUUGGCCGCAGACAGCCGCCCUGGCAGCGCAGCGUCACGUCCGUUCCGACACCUUCGGCAAGCGCAGUCUGGCCUUGGACGAUGCAUUCCCCUCCCUGUCCGCGGAAGAAGCCGCGGAGCUCAUCAAGCGCUUGAAUAAUGAUACCCUGCGGGACUUUCACUUUCCCUGUGACGCGAACGUGGUCGAGCUCGUGGAGCGCCGUCUGGAGUACAUUUACCAGCCGGAUUUGGAAGAGUCGGGACGAUAUGAUCCCCGCGGAUUGCGUUAUCUGGUGUCGCUGGCCAGUUUCCAAGCGGAGCUGAUACGCCUGUCGGCACUGUCGGACGAGAUCCCGGCCACCUGCGACGAAGUGGCACUGCCGAUGAAGGUGUGGCGGCAAGUGUUUGCCCACUUGGACACGGUGACGCAGAUGGGGCUGCGCGCGGUCUGCGGAGAGUGGCAGCGGGCGCUGGAUGAGCCGGAGCUGAGCGGCCGUCUGUGGGUCGGGGACUACGCAGACUCCCAGCGGUGCUUCGACCACUUUCGGGCCUUGGCCACGCUGUACCACCGCCUGCAGGCGGACACGCAGGACCUGGUGGUGCAGGCCUACGAGCGCCACUCCCCGCUGGCCAUCCAGGAGACGAUGAUGCUGUGCCAGAUGGUCCACUACGUGGCGCAGCACCGCCGCCCGGGGAUCCGUCUGCGCAGCCUGCAUCUGCACCAUUGCCAGUGGGACCUGCAGAUUAACGGCGGCGCCGCCACGAGGGAUGCCCAUGCUGAAUGCGUCCUGCACCAGGCGGACCCGGCGCCCCUCCGGGACAUUGGCCGCCGCAGUGGGUACCAGCUGGAGGAUUGGAUUGCCGCGUGCGGCCGCUUGCCCGCUGCGCUGGCUCAACGGCUGGACGGAGAAAAGCGUCAGUGUGGAGAUGGACCUGCCGACCACGCGCCUGCCGAUGGGUGGGCGACUCCGUAG
This is a messenger RNA of Paramacrobiotus metropolitanus, 1594 nucleotides long. RefSeq lists its product as uncharacterized. Bases 251 to 1594 code for a protein of 447 amino acids. The transcript has 4 exons. Lineage: Eukaryota; Metazoa; Tardigrada; Eutardigrada; Parachela; Macrobiotidae. Gene Ontology annotation, molecular function: protein binding. The record is from RefSeq and is a predicted model, not a curated record.